UGACACCCUGGUUCCGUUUCCUGACAGCAGCUUCAGCUCGUGGGUGACCCUGUGAAGUAAUCACCAGUUUUUACAGUCUGCUCUGCUGCCUGAGGACACCGUAUCACAAUGAGUCAACACAAGCAAUUCAGCACCACUCAUGCAUGUCGAGGGAAAUGAAGGGCUGCAGAGCUUGGCCUUGGUUAAAUUCACUGUGAAAUGAGCUUGCAGCCUUUUUUUCUUCUGAUCAACGCUACCUGUGCCAUGUGAGGAUGAGCUCAGGCAAUGGGACCAGAAAGAAAGCCAGCAAGCUGCACCACUUCAACAACAUGGUGGCGUUGGAUCAGGACACACAAACUGAGAUUCAGAGUCUUUUUAGUAAAGUUAGAACCUAUGUGAAACCAUCCGAUGGGGAGUGGUGCCUCCCAGACCCGAAUGCUGCUCUCAGACACUCUGCAGAGGAGCACAGCCGGCUGCAGGACCUUAAGGUAUCACUGAACGCUGUAAAGAACCAGCUCAGCGAUAAGAAUGUCCAGGUCUGGCACCAGCACACCAACUCCACAAAUCGAGCUGGGAAGGUGAUCUCUGCAGUCCGUUCUGCUGCUGGUGCUGAGGUCUGCACCCAGGCCUGGUGCAAGUUCUAUGAGAUCCUGGGAACCUUCAGUCUUCUUCCAGAGGAAGCGCUUCAAAAUGGAGAGCUGAACACAGUCCAUCUGUGUGAGGCUCCUGGAGCCUUCAUUACCGCUCUGAACCACUACAUCAAAACCAGCGAGUCCACACGCUACUGUGACUGGAGCUGGGCCGCCAACACUCUCAACCCCUACCAUGAGGCUAAUGGAGGGAGCACCACCAUCGCAGACGAUCGACUGAUUGCCAACACGCUGCCCUGGUGGUUCUUUGGUUCAGAUAACACAGGAAACAUCAUGCUGCAGAAACAUCUGCUGGAGCUGCAGGUGUUUGUGGCCAACAUGCGCAGAGUGGACUUGGUGACAGCAGAUGGAAGUUUUGACUGUCAGGAGAACCCGGAUGAACAGGAGGCGUUGGUGGCGUCGCUUCAUUACUGUGAGGUCACGGCCGCUUUGCUGCUCCUCAGCCCAGGUGGCUCUUUUGUUCUGAAGAUGUUCACCCUGUAUGAACACUCCUCUGUCUGCCUACUCUACCUGCUGAACUGCUGUUUCCACUCUGUCAACAUCUUUAAACCGGCAACCAGCAAAGCAGGAAACUCUGAGGUUUACGUUGUUUGUCUGAACUACAACAGGAAAGAAGACGUGAGGCCUCUGCUUUCAAAACUGAUACGUAACUACGGGCCAAAUAUGGCUGACAGAGAGGCACUUUUCCCAAAAUCUCUUCUCCCAGAAUGGUUUCUGAAGCAGCACGAAGAAGUGAGCUCAUACUUCCACGCGCUGCAGGUGGAGACGAUCACAGAAAACCUGCAUCUGUUUGAAGGAAUGAGCGAGGAGCUGAGGCAGAGGCUGGACUACAUCAGGGAUUGCGCAGCUCAGGAAUAUCUGCAGCGUUUUCAGGUGAGCUUCCUCCCCCGGAGUCGGUGGAUCUCUCGUAACACAGUGAGUCCUGCCUGCUGCAGCACCUCAGCGGGCCGGCCUCUGGGACAGAAGAAGCAAACAGGCUCCUUCAACGAGCGCAGGGAAUUACAAACCCUGAGCUGGAGGGAGCGCAUCAAGAGGGGUUGCUAUGUCACAGUGAUAAAGAGACACCACACUGAGACUGAUGGGAGCAGCUGCACGCUGGAGGGACCCCUGACUGAGUGUCAGGUGGAUUCUUGGUAUGUUAUUGUUGGAGCUGCGCUGCCUGCGGUCAGAAACUCUCCAUUCUGUGACGGUGGAUUGUUAAACCACCUAAAUGAAGCCCUCAUGGACACAACAGUAGACUGGACUCACAUACCUCCCUGUGAGUCUUGUAGCGGGGUCUCUGCAGCCUCCAUCCUGUCUGAAGUUGCAAGUCUCUGUGAGAAUAAGAAAAAGCGACAGUGUCUGGUGUUUGGCAGCCGAUCCAUCUGGGGUGAAAACCAGCAUGAGGAUUUAGUGUUAACAUUUUCUGCUGAGCCUUCACUCCCUCAGAGAGGCUGUAUCCUGCUGCACGACGGGGAGCCGCUGUACCAGCAGCAGCUCAUAGCCUGUGUCCUGUCCUCCCUGCAGAGCCUGAACUCUGGGGAUGCUCUGCUGUUGCCUGUGCUUUCUGCCUUCACCCGUGUCACAGCAGCUGUUGUUCUCUGCCUGCAUGUGUGUUUUCACUCAGUUACAUUCAGGCAUCCUCCACCCUCAGGCGUAGGGACAGUUCUUGUAUGUGUUGGCUUCUGCCCUGAAUCUGCUGCACAGAUACUUCCUGUUCUCACUGAUGUCCAUGACUGCAUGGGUCAAUUGUUCAGAGGAGAGGAGAGGUCAGGGAAAAACCUGCAGUCCGAGUGUGGCACACAGGUGCUGCAGUUUGUUACCAUGGAGGAGCUGCUCACAGGAGGACUGACAGAGUUCUUGUGGACGAUGAACUCUGAAAUCAUCCAACAGAAGCUUCAUUUGCUCAUGUAAUCACAGUCUAAUGAGCUUCCAGCAGUAUGUCACUGAAGUAUUUUUGAUAUUAAAAGAGUUCAUUUUGCAUUACACUCCUCCAAUUCUGAGACCCACAGACAAGAAAAAGAUAAAAAGCAAAGGAAUAAGAGAUUUUAUUUUGUUUACAAGUAUGCAGUACAGAAACACCCACUAACAGGCAGAUGUGUUGAGUUUAAUGAUGCAGGGACAUUAAUAUGUACUUUUUGGCUCUUUAAGCAUUUACUCAGAGAGGAGGACAGUGGACAGAGACAGAAACAAGGACGACAGAGUUGGAAAGACCAGACUUUAACCCAGGCUGUCUGCACACAUGGGACGCGACCCAACCACCAGGCCAUCCGUGCUCCAAGAUGUUAAAUAAUAACUAUUGUGUUUGACAUACCACAUUAAGUUCGUAUACUUUACGUUAAGGUUGCACCAGAAAGUGAAUUAGAUACUUUAUCCAAGGAAUAUUUCAGCAGCUUAAAGUGACACAGGAGCUAAAAUGUCCCAAGAGCACUGUAAGUAGCUGACCACUGAAGGAGGGUGUCAUGCAGGCAAAGUUUUAAGUAAAUAACUGCCAAUAAUACGAGCCAAUAUAUUUUAUUGCCAAAAGCAGAAUCCGUUUUUAUGCUGUUUAAUUUGUGAUAAAUAAACUUCACCUCUGAAGUGCUUAAACAAGCAGUGUCAUCAUUAUGUGGUUUGUCUUCCAGACAGAGCUGGAAGUUAGUUUUCAGCCAUAAAACGUCCUGUUUAUUGGAUGUCUUAAACAAAAUAUAUCUAUUCAUAUACUCAUAAUUUAACAGCUACAAACACAACAAAUACUAUUUUUCAUUUUCUAUAUUCAUCAACGUACACUUUCAAAGUGGUCAGGUCCUGUAAUGACACCGUUUAUAACUGAACAUUUAAGUGAGGAGACAUUUUUAGCAGCUGCUAUUAGCUAAUUAAAAGCUGUUAAAAAGCUUAUUUUGUAUCUAAAAUUCCUUGGAUAGAGACACUCCACAGUGAGAAGAUCAAACAGAAAGACAGACUGAUGACACAAACUUUCAGUGCAUGAAAAUGCAAAUUUCUCUCAGUACUUGAUCAACAGAAGUCAUGCGUGACUAAAUUCACUGAGGAUUUUGAGGAGGUUGAAUAAACAACAGUGGAGCCCUGAGCACCAAACCUCCUGUCACUCACAGAUGGCUUGUGUUGAAACCCACAUCACAGAGACCCAGGAGUUUUAGCCUAAAGUGCCUGUUAGAUUUUACAACAUGCAUUUCAUCUUUCAGUGUUGGAGAUCAUUUUUAUCUGUUGCCACCGUGCAGUUUACCGCCAAGUUACUGUUCAAAAAUUAAUUUCUUUUUGUAUCGUCCAGCCUGUCCAUAUAGAAAGUACAGCCUAUGUUCACUGAAGUGUUUUUAUUCAGUAUGAGUUUUAUAAAAAGGGAGUCAAACUUAUCCAUUUGGCUUUACUAAUAAAAGAUCAUGUUUUAGUUUUUCAUGGUUUUGUUUGUUUUUAAUAUCACUACAAUGUUAUU
Molecule: messenger RNA, 4038 nt
Organism: Cheilinus undulatus (humphead wrasse)
Lineage: Eukaryota; Metazoa; Chordata; Actinopteri; Labriformes; Labridae
Gene: cmtr2
Product: cap methyltransferase 2
Exons: 4
Coding region: 252-2522 (756 amino acids)
Biological process (GO): 7-methylguanosine mRNA capping
Cellular component (GO): cytoplasm; nucleus
Molecular function (GO): methyltransferase cap1 activity
Source: RefSeq, a predicted model, not a curated record